AACGCUGUGAGCUCAUCAGUUGAAUCCAACAAAGUGCGAUAUCAAACGGUGAAAGCGAAGUAACGCAAACAAAUCUCGUCCUAAAGGAUAUAUUCAGUGUGAAAUACAGUGAACAGUGAAUCAGAAUCGUACUUUCUCAGUAAACAGUGAAAAUGUCGAUCAUCCCGAUUUUCUUCCGUAACUGGUGGGACAGCGAGUGGGAUCGUCCGGUGUGGAGUUCUCGUUUGAUGGACCAGCAUUUCGGCAGUGGUGUGACCGCAGACGAUCUUCUCAACGCUCUGGUAGCGGUGACCGACCGUCGUCUUCAGCCACAAGCCCAACAACAGCCGUGUCGUUACAGUCGGCAUAGCUCCUGUGUGGCCAGCAAGCGAGACAGCGCAUCAACGGUGGACGUCACUAAGGAUAAAUUCCAGAUCAACCUGGAUGUGCAACAGUUCACCCCGGAGGAGAUCUCGGUGAAGUACGUGGACAAUUCGGUCGUGGUGGAGGGCAAACAUGAGGAGAAACAGGACGAACAAGGCUAUAUCUCGAGACAUUUCGUGCGUCGCUACAUGCUUCCCAAAGGCCACAGUGAAGCGGACAUCGUUUCGUCUCUCUCGUCAGACGGUAUCCUUACCAUCACCUGUCCCAAAAAGGAAAUCGAGCAGAAAACAACAGAGCGCAGCAUUCCCAUCACACACACGGGACAGCCCAUGAAGCAAGUCACCGAAAAUGCUGCCCAACAAAAUGGCCAGAGCAAGAAGGAAGGGGAUACCAUGGAGUCAUAAUCUAUGCCACCGAU
Anopheles funestus (African malaria mosquito) is the source of this 781-nucleotide messenger RNA. RefSeq names its product protein lethal(2)essential for life-like. The transcript has a single exon. Lineage: Eukaryota; Metazoa; Arthropoda; Insecta; Diptera; Culicidae. The record is from RefSeq and is a predicted model, not a curated record. Gene Ontology annotation, biological process: protein refolding; response to heat. The coding region runs from base 153 to 767 and encodes 204 amino acids. Gene Ontology annotation, molecular function: protein folding chaperone.